GAUUUGAGCAAAGCAGUCCCAUUUUCACAGAGCAGUCCCAGCCACACCAUCAUGGCCCGCCCCCACUUCCUCCUCUUAACAUUUCCAGCCCAAGGCCAUAUCAAUCCUGGCCUCCAACUCGCCAAGCGCCUCAUUUGCUUGGGAGCGCAUGUCACCUUUGUCACCACUAUCACUGCCCACCGUUGCAUGAGCAAAAUCCCCGCUCUCAACGGCUUGUCCUUUGCCACCUUCUCCGACGGCUACGACGACAGGUCUAAACUCGGUGACGAUGUCAGCCACUACAUGUCCGAGCUCAAGCGCCGUGGCUCCCAAGCCCUCACUGAACUUGUCAUGUCCAGCGCAAACGAGGGUCACCCAUUUACGGGCCUAGUCUACACGAUCCUCCUCCCUUGGGCUGCGGACGUGGCGAGUGGACUUCACCUUCCAUCAGCGCUUCUUUGGAUUCAACCUGCCACGGUUUUGGACAUAUUCUACAACUACUUCAAUGGUUAUGGUGAUGUCAUCAGAAACAGCAAUAAUGACCCUUCAUGUUUAGUAGAAUUACCAGGACUACCAUUGCUCACUAGCCGUGACAUGCCCUCCUUUUUGCUUGCUUCAAAUACGUAUACUUUUCUACUUCCAGCAUUUCAAGAACAACUUGAAGCUCUUGAAAAAGAAAGCAAGCCGAGAAUAUUGGUGAAUACAUUUGAUGCGCUGGAGCCCGAGGCCAUAAGAGCAAUCGAAAAGUUCAAUUUGAUUGGGAUUGGGCCACUAAUUCCAUCUGCUUUUCUGGAUGGAAAAGAUCCAUCCGAUACUUGUUUUGGAGGAGAUCUUUUCCAAAGCUCCAAGGAUCACUACAUCGAAUGGCUCAACUCAAAGCCCAAAUCAUCCGUUAUUUACGUGUCGUUCGGGAGCUUGUUGGUGUUAGCCAAGCGACAAAUGGAGGAAAUUGCACGCGUAAUGUUGGAUUGCGGGCGCCCCUUCUUGUGGGUCAUAAGAGCUAAGGAAAACGGAGAAGAAGAGAAGGAAGAGGAUAAGCUGAGUUGUAGAGAGGAGUUGGAAGAAAAGGGAAUGAUAGUGCCAUGGUGCUCUCAGGUGGAGGUUUUGUCACACCCUUCAUUGGGAUGCUUUGUGACACAUUGUGGGUGGAAUUCAACUUUGGAGAGUUUAGUUUCUGGGGUGCCAGUGGUAGCGUUCCCCCAGUGGGCGGAUCAAGGGACAAACGCAAAAUUGAUCCAGGACGUAUGGAAGACGGGAGUGCGGGUGACUGCAAAUGAGGAUGGGAUUGUUGAAAGUGAUGAGAUCAAGAGGUGCUUGGAAUUGGUUAUCGGAGGUGGGGAGAAAGAGAAAGAAAUGAGAAGGAAUGCUAAGAAAUGGAGGGAUUUGGCUAGGGAGGCCACAAAGGAAGGUGGCUCUUCGUACGAGAAUCUUAAAUCCUUUGUGGAUGAGAUCGGAGAAGGAUGUUAGAACAGUCACGUAUGUUUGCUGAUGAAAACAUUUGACUUAAUUAGGUUGCUUGUUGCAUAAUGCUUCUUAUUUUAGCCGCCUGCCCGCCUUGGUUGACUGUUUUUCAAUGGUCAUCGUGGUCAUUUUUCAUUUUGGGGCAUUCACAAAAAGUGAUAUGUAGACGCAGAAUUUUCACCA
Molecule: messenger RNA, 1623 nt
Organism: Alnus glutinosa
Lineage: Eukaryota; Viridiplantae; Streptophyta; Magnoliopsida; Fagales; Betulaceae
Product: phloretin 4'-O-glucosyltransferase-like
Exons: 1
Coding region: 52-1446 (464 amino acids)
Molecular function (GO): UDP-glycosyltransferase activity
Source: RefSeq, a predicted model, not a curated record